CAGCUUGGCUGCGCUCCGGCACAGGAGGCAGCUGCCGUGGCCGCCAUGGACAGGGCCGGCGAAGAAGAGCCGCCGCCGCCGGCAGGGCGGCAGGACGAGGAGGAAGACGAGCUGGAGCUGCUCGCGAGGCGGCAGCGCAAGGAGAAGCGCGAGCUGCAGGCAAAAAUCCAAGGAAUGAAAAACACUGUUCCAAAGAAUGACAAAAAGAGAAGAAAACAACUGUUGGAUGAUGUCACCAAACUGGAGGCUGAGUUGGAACGGAGGCACAGAGAAGAACUGGAGAAGCUAAAGGAGACGUUACCUGAACAGAAUAAAGUAUGUGUAGAGGACUUUUCAGCAACUAUAAAUAUUGCAAGAUUGGAGCUUGAGGGCACAGAACAGAUUCAGCCUCCUAGGCUAUCAAAGGCACAGAAGAGACGGGAUAAAAAAGCAGCCUUGGAGAAGGAAAGAGAAGAAAGAAUAGCAGAAGCUGAAAUAGAAAAUUUAACAGGAGCUAGGCACCUUGAAAGCCAGAAACUUGCACACAUUUUAGCCAUAAGGCAAUUGGAAAUUAAGCAGAUCCCAUCUGAUGGCCAUUGCAUGUACAGAGCUAUUGAAGAUCAACUCAAGGAGCAACAAAACUCCUGGAGUGUUGCAACUCUUAGAAGUCAGACUGCAGAGUACAUGAGAAGUCAUGGAGAUGACUUCCUCCCAUUUCUGACAAAUCCAAAUACAGGAGACUUGUACAGCCAAGAGGAAUUUGAAAAAUACUGUUACGAUAUAGCAAACACAGCAGCGUGGGGUGGUCAGUUAGAACUCAGGGCUCUGUCACACAUCUUGAAAACACCCAUUGAAGUUGUUCAGAUGGAUUCACCUCCUAUUAUUGUUGGUGAAGAAUACAGUAGGAAACCACUAAUACUUGUGUAUAUGAGACAUGCAUAUGGAUUAGGAGAACAUUAUAAUUCUAUAAAACCUCUAUUGGACAUGACUACAGAAAAUAGCUAGUGCACAUGAUUGAUCAUUACACGUAAACAAUGGGUGCAUCUUUGCUCUUUAUGCUACGUAUCCUUGGAUAGGUCUUUAAACAAACUUAUUCUGCUCAGUUCUUUUAGAAGACAUAAAGAGUUUGGAGAUAUAUUAUGUAUCAGAAAUCCGUUGUAAGCACUAUAGAUUCUAAUUUAAAUCAUGUUUUUUUUUUUAAAAAAAAUCUUCCCUGAAUUCCCUGAUGCAACUCAUAAUAAAUUGUGUAUUACAUAUUUUUUAAAUUUCCAUUGCAUCCUCUGCUUUAUUGGCUAAAUCAGUGUUCUAUAUAACAAUGCAGUGUUGCACUGUUCAUGUCUUAUAAACUGCAAUUAUUAAAAAAAUCACAAACAGAAAAUGAUGAAAUUAUUAAGACACUGAAGAAAUGAUGUGAAUUUGUUAAGACUGUUGCAGCGAUACUAAGAGAUGGUUGUAUGAUACAUUUGUUGUGACUUCAAACCCCUUUGCUGAUAUCCUCAUACUCUUUUUUCUCCUGGCUACUGGUUAAAAAAUACCUGAUUCAGAGGCCCGGAAACCUUUGUCCAUGAUCAUAGGAACGUUGGAAAUGGCCUUUUAUCAAGUCAGACCUUUGUGCGAUCUACCUCAUUGUUACCAACACUGACUGGUAAAGGCUGUCCACAGGGUUUUAGACAGGGUUUUCUAGUCCUACCUGGAGAGGUCAGGGAUUGAACCUGGUAUCUUCUGCAUGCAAAGCAUGUGCUCUACCAAGCAUUUUAAACAGAUGCUUCCUGUUUAAAGUAAACCUUUUUCGGGUUGUUCAUUUUGGGACAAGUUUGAUUUGUUCUUUGAUGUUCAAUAGUAUGAUUAUUUCAGCAGCUCUACAACCCAGGGAAAAGAAGGAAUUGUGAUGCAUGUGCUGUGUUCAGAUAGCCCUCUCAUGAUCAUCUGUACAGUUAAUACCUCCACAUGGAUAUUUUAUUUAAAGCAGCUUUAUUCCACAAUUAUGCAAGGCAGAUCACAAUAUUGCUGUAGUGUACAUCUGGCUGCCUUGAUUCUGACAAUGGCAAGAAGUCAGAAGUGCUGCCAUGUUAUCAGAAUUGUUGCAGCCAAAUAGCAUAUGUGCUGCUCAGGUGGAUCACAGAAACAUUGCUGUGAUAAGAAGAUGCCUGGUACUGAGUCAGACCAUUGGUCCAUCUAGCUUAAUACUGUCUACAAUGAUUGGCAGCAGUUCUCCAGAGUUUCAGAUAAGAGUCUUUUCCAUCCUGAUCUGGUACUGUCAGGGAUUGAACCUGAAACAUUUUGCAUACAAAUCAUGUGCUCUAACAAUGAGUAAUGGCCCUUCCCCAUGAACUCAGAUAUGCUGCAAGCCAUCUCACAUCUAAACCAGCCCUAUGCCUGUAGCAUGUAAAAGUUUGAAUCUCUAUAAUAGCAAUUUCAACUAAAAACUGCUACUUUCAGAUCUAUUACACUCAUGCUGUGCUUCAAGUACAAGUAUUGUAAAACAUUGGUGCAUAACAAUGAAGAUCAUUUGCACAAUCAAAACUGUUGCUCAGUUGAUGUUCAUUACAGAAUGUUAGGGAAUAUUUGCUAUCACAAUAGUUUAAUUUAUAAAUGGAUGGCUAUUUUAAAUGCUUGUAAAUGGAAUAUUGAAAUUAAGUGUAGAGAAACUUGUAACUGAGCUCUUUAUAUUGUCUUCCACAAGAGACAGCCUAUGAUUUUGGUUCUUAAGAUAAAUUAUAUACACCUCCCAAGCGAAAAGUCUGGAAUGUGCUAAAUCUGCCCCUCUACUUUUUAUUUGCACAAUCCUGCCCCACCCUGCUAAGUCUAGAUUAUUUCUCCAGUGUUCUUUUGAUCUCAUCCCAUUCUAUGUUUGGCCAGAGGUAUUAUUAUUUUAUAGAAAAGGGUACAAAUUGAUUAAAUAAACACUUUCAUUACCAUAGCAGCUUACUUGAGUACCUAUGUUCAGGUCUCAGACAAAUGUGUAUGUGCUUAUGCCUAUCAGGAUGGGUGGAACUCUAAUUCUGGCCUACUAUGAAUUUAAUAUAGGCACUGAGCUUGCUCCUAAGAAAAGCAAUUUACUAAACCUUCCUUUAGAUUUUUAAUGCUGAAAAUAAAGCAAAAUGUACAAAACCAA
Messenger RNA from Elgaria multicarinata webbii, 3094 nucleotides. It is a transcript of the gene OTUD6B, whose product is annotated as OTU deubiquitinase 6B. Gene Ontology annotation, molecular function: cysteine-type deubiquitinase activity. Lineage: Eukaryota; Metazoa; Chordata; Lepidosauria; Squamata; Anguidae. Gene Ontology annotation, biological process: protein deubiquitination. The record is from RefSeq and is a predicted model, not a curated record. The coding region runs from base 46 to 984 and encodes 312 amino acids. The transcript is spliced from 7 exons.